GCACACAUGCUUGUAGAACACGAAUGAAAUCAUCUUCAAAAGCGCGCUAGGUGGCACGUGAAAGUAACGUUCCCCUCUAUACGUAUGCGCAGUUUGAAGGACUUGCGUUCAUCCAGUGUAUUUUGAGCAGCGGAAGUAUGGAGACGUGUUCUAGUGCUAUGUCAACGCGAUUUAAACAGCGUGCUGUUAUCGAAUUUUUAACUGCUAAAAAAGUGACUCCUACUGAGUCCUGGAUUCGAGAAAAGUCGGAAGAAUUUUUUAGUGACGGAAUGAAAAAACUUGUUACACGUUGGGAGAAAUGUGUUAGUCUUAACGGCACAUCGAGCGUUUAAGAAAAUGCCGAUCCUGUCUCAACUAUCACGCCGGUUUCACGAUAUGUUGACGACAGACGCAAAGGCAGAUCCACCGCGAACCGGAAUCGGAAGUUACACACACAAUCCUCCAUCAAUCCCGGACGAGGAUUUAACGAAAACGCGGAUGAAGUCGAUGCCUACCAUGUCGGAAAAAGAGAAAGACGUGACGUCGAUGCAAAGGCAAAAAUCGAUGCCGAACGACGCAAGGCCGACGACACCCACCGAUUUUUGUACAAAAUCGGAAGACCUCGGCGACACGAGGUCGACGAGCGAAUCGAAGGAGUACAAACGACCAAGGACGAAAACGAAAUCGAAACAUAGCAAAUAUUCACAAGGAGCGAACAUCGUAAAUUACAACAUAGUCAAUUCCAAUGGAGUGAAGAUCGGCUCGCGCACGAGCUACAUAUGCAAUGUAAAUCAGUACCCGGCGAGCAAUAACGCGACAGCACAAUCCGAGACAGCUUCGAAACCCAAGUACCGGUCGAUGCCCGAGAACGUGGAGGAACUGAGCACGUGUGAGGAAGAGCUCGGGUUCGAUGAAAUGCUCGUUAUUAAGACACACGUUGGGCACGGAUGGCGGGAUGUCGCAAGGAGACUCUCGUAUUCAGACGGCCAGAUCGACCAAUUCGAGGAAAAUUACAGGCACAAGGGUAUCGACGAGGUAAUCUAUCAGUUACUGCUUGACUGGAAGCAAGCCAAUACACGGGAUGCUCAACUUGGCACAUUAGUUAACAUAUUGUGGUCUUGUCAGGAGUAUGACUGCGUCGAGCGAUUAGUUGCAAUUCGCAAGAAUCCGUCUUAAUUGGACGCGACACAUAAAAAUUCCUACACUUGUACAUACAUACAUACAUUUACGUAAACAAUUGUGAUUUUUUUUACUCGAAGUAACAUUUUUAUAUACAUUUUAUUUUAUAUAUAACGUGCAGACGUAUCUUAAAAGACACGGUAUACCAAUUGCAAAUAUUGUUUACAUUUGCCUAAUGUGUCAGAUUGACCGAAAAAAUAUUGUUGAUUGGAUUAAUUCGCAUUUGGCAUACGGUUUAGCAUUGUAUGUUGAAAUCGCAAUGAGUCUGCACUUCAAGGGCGAACAUGAUCUGGUUAAUAAUACGAGGACAUGAACAAACGCAUCUAUAGCCUCAUUUCGCGAUAUACAUGUCUACACAUAAUAUUAUAACGUGUAUGUAUAUAUGCAUUUCUUUUUAUAUUCAUCUCUAAUCCAUUUUGUAAAAUUUGGUAAGAGAAUAAACAUGUAAUUCAUCAAAUAUUA
Molecule: messenger RNA, 1620 nt
Organism: Monomorium pharaonis (pharaoh ant)
Lineage: Eukaryota; Metazoa; Arthropoda; Insecta; Hymenoptera; Formicidae
Gene: Imd
Product: protein immune deficiency
Exons: 4
Coding region: 337-1155 (272 amino acids)
Biological process (GO): signal transduction
Molecular function (GO): protein binding
Source: RefSeq, a predicted model, not a curated record